CUUCGCCGCUCCGGCUCGCGCCCCGCCGGCCUGUCGCCGAGUCGGCGUUGCGGGCGGCCCGGCUCUGCUCGGGAUUGCUGUGCUAUGCCUUGUAUGACAAAAGUCCUCUCACCAAGAAUACUUUUGCCUUGACACCUGUGGACGGUCAGACUAAAAACACUUUGCUAAGGAGUGCUAAAGUGGCAAUGAAACAGCCCAACAGAAAGAGGAAGCUUAGUAUGGAUUCCAAAGAGCAUUUGAAUCAGGAUGGAUGCUUGGAGCAAGCUGAAGAAGAAAAGAAGCCCAGGGAUGGUGCCACUCCAUUGAGUCACGUUCCCUCAGUGGCUGCACAGGAGGCUUGGUCUUGGGAGCAGUACUUGACAGAACAGAAGGCUAUAGCGGCACCCGUGGAACUGUUUUCCAAGGACCAAUCCUUUCCGGAGCAUGAAAAUGGUUUUCAGGUUGGAAUGAGAUUAGAAGGCAUUGACCCCCGACAUCCAUCUGUAUUCUGUGUACUGUCUGUAGCUGAGGUGUGUGGUUACCGCCUAAGACUUCAUUUUGAUGGUUAUUUAAGCUGCUACGAUUUUUGGACCAAUGCUGGUUCCCCUGACAUUCAUCCAGUAGGGUGGUGUGAAAAGACCAAACAUGAAUUGCACAUCCCUAAGGGUUAUAGAAAAGAUAAAUUUGUUUGGAUGGAUUACUUGAAGGCCUGCAAAUUGCAAAAUGCUCCCAAGAAAUUAUUCAGAAACCGGAGUUCUAAUGGGCCAAUGCCUAAAGAAUUUCAGGUUGGAAUGAAGCUGGAGGCCGUCGACAGGAAGAACCCUUCCUUGGUGUGUGUGGCAACCAUAGCAGAUAUUGUUGAAGAUCGCUUACUAGUGCAUUUUGACAAUUGGGAUGAUAGUUACGAUUACUGGUGUGAUGUAAAUAGUCCUUAUGUCCAGCCAGUUGGUUGGUGUCAGGAGAAUGGAAGAACUCUGAUAGCACCCCAAGGUUAUCCUGAUCCAGAAAAUUUUUCCUGGACAGAAUAUCUGGAAGCUACUCAAACUAAUGCUGUUCCUGCCAAAGUUUUUAAAAUGCGGCCACCCCACGGUUUUCUGCCCAGCAUGAGGCUUGAAGCGGUGGACAGACGGAACCCCAGGCUAAUUCGCGUGGCUACAGUCAUCGAUGUGGAUGAGCAGCGGUUAAAGGUUCAUUUUGAUGGCUGGGACCACAAAUAUGACUACUGGAUGGAUGCAGACAGCCCUGACAUCCACCCGAUUGGAUGGUGUGACAUAACAGGGCAUCCCCUGGAAGUACCAUAUCGAGCAAAUGAUGUGAAAAUCCUUCCAGGUCAAGCUGUUUGUCCUACUCCAGGGUGCCGAGGAAUAGGCCAUAUCCGUGGUCCACGGUAUUCAGGACAUCACAGUGCUUUUGGCUGCCCGUAUUCCGACAUGAACUUGAAAAAGGAGGCAACUCUUCAUGACCGUCUGCGAGAACAGACACAGGCAAAUUUGGAAUCUGACUCUUCACAUUCAAGAUCAAAGAACCUCUGUAGUUUGAACUUCAACGGAAAACACGAGAAGGUGAACAGUCAGCCCAGACUUGUACAGCAGGCAAAGUGUUUGAAAAUCAAAGGAAAAGAAGAUAUUGACUUGGAUAAUCUCUUCAGAGAAUAUUCCGCUGAGCAGACACAGCAGGCGCUGCACCAGUCCGUCUUCAUGUCCUCCAUGUCGGCCCACCCCUUCCGGGACCUUCCACUCGGCAGGGAGCAGCACUGCAAGUUGCUUCCAGGCGUGGCCAACAUCCAGGCAGGCGAGGUGGCCCGGUGGACAGUGGACGAGGUGGCUGAGUUUGUACAGUCUCUUCUGGGCUGUGAAGAACAUGCCAAGUGCUUCAAGAAAGAGCAGAUCGAUGGCAAAGCCUUCCUGCUUCUGACACAGACGGACAUCGUCAAGGUGAUGAAGAUCAAGCUGGGUCCAGCACUGAAAAUUUACAAUUCUAUCCUCAUGUUCAGGAAUUCCCAGGACCUCACUGAAGAAGAUUCUCUCUCAGGCCAAGAAGCCAGAGGAUAAACACACCGCCUGAACUGGCCAGGGCACCAGGACCUGUUCUCCCAGCAAUAAGAUUGGCCUACGUUAAUUUGAUUUUAAUAUCCCCAUGGUCAUAGCCAUAUCUCGUUUGGACCUUUUAAAGUGGUCGUGGUUGAGAUGUUCAGAGGGUUUUGAUGGCUGAGCCAAUGCCAAGGACGCAGAGGCCCACGUGUGGUUUAGGAACAUCUUUAUCGUCUGCGGGGUCCUUUCAGCUCCGAUGCCGUGCAACGAACAGACCAAAGAAGCCCACGCAUACACAUUUCAGCUUUCUCCUUCACCAUUUCCCAUUUUCCAAGCAUGAAACUCUCAAGUGGUAAAAUAUGAAGAAAAACAGCAUUCCCAAUACACUGUUAAUAUUCUCACCAGAACAUCUGAGCUUGGCCCAGAUUUGCCAUCUGGGUGCAGUGAGUCUAAGAGGUAGAGGCCUGGUGCUUUAAAAAGACUUCAUGUGGGAUUUUUGUGUACUUUACUCAGGAAAGUGUGAAUCUUUAAAAAAAUAAUAAUAAUAAGCACAUGUUUUCACGAUUCAUUAAUUCUCCUUUUUGUCCCAUGAAUCGUUUCUUGUUGGCACUCCCAGUGUCUCCCGCAACGAGCCCAGGAGCACCAGAACACUCAGCCUGGGCAUUUAGCGGAAGCUGAUCGGACCAUCCCAAGGACCCGUGCCUGCUAGCAGUGCGUGGCAGGCUCUCUUUGGGGGCACAGGGACACCCGCCCUGCCCCUGACACAGGCUCGUGGGCCAGCUACUCUCCCGCCCCAAACCCUCCUGGCUUCUGCUCCGAGGAGGCCUCAGGAGGAUUGGCCCCUCGCUCUCUCUGAGCAGGUGUGCAGCUGGGUUAUAUCUUUGUAGAGUCACAGCACUGAAAGGCAACAUCUCUAAAGUAGGGAGCUUGGUAGCUGUGAGUCGUUUGAACAAUUCUGAUUUCUGGUCAGACCUGACUUGUUUCGUGCAAAGUGACUAUAUCUGACACUCCAGCAACUUCGAAAGACAGUCACCAACUUUCCUACGCCCACAGUCAGCUGCAUAUGCCCCCGUGGAACUGGAGGUCCAUUGUUUCCUGGGGGGCGGGAGGAGGAGACAAGAAACAGACCACACCCAUUUGCCUCUUUAAGAAUCUCACGGUUGAAGAAAGUUGAUUCAGCUUGGAGAUUCUCAAACUGUAGCGCACUGAAGAAAAAAAAAAUCUUCUGUAAGAGGUGUGCACACGUGACAUUUUUCAGACCUUUACCUAAAUGGAAUUUUAAUAUAUUAUUAGUUCAUGUCAAUUUUUGUUUU
This is a messenger RNA of Prionailurus viverrinus (fishing cat), 3322 nucleotides long. It is a transcript of the gene L3MBTL4, whose product is annotated as L3MBTL histone methyl-lysine binding protein 4. Bases 186 to 2030 code for a protein of 614 amino acids. Gene Ontology annotation, biological process: regulation of DNA-templated transcription. The record is from RefSeq and is a predicted model, not a curated record. Gene Ontology annotation, molecular function: protein binding; zinc ion binding. NCBI's taxonomy places the organism in Eukaryota, Metazoa, Chordata, Mammalia, Carnivora, Felidae. The transcript is spliced from 19 exons. Gene Ontology annotation, cellular component: nucleus.